AUGAUUCGCAAACAACUUGAAUGGUGCGGAAAUUUGGAUCAGUUAUGGGAAAAUGAGAAAUACAAGUUGGUACUUGGAAAUAAGAACUCAUUGAAUGAAAUUCGAAAAGUCACAAUUAAAUUUCUCAAAUAUUCACGACCAUUUUUCGUUGGAACUGGAAUGUUUUCGAGCAUUGGAGCACUAUUUCUGGGACUCAUAUUACCGGAAAGCAUUUAUCCGAAAUUCAGUUUGCCCAUUCCGUUUGUUUUGCCCUUCAAAGAUCAGGAAAAUUGGAUUGUGUUUGGUGCAACUGCUGCAAUUCAAGUUGUCAUAACGAUUGUUUUUGUGUUUUUCAUCUGUUUUCUGCUUGAAAUCAAUAUUUCCAUCAUUUUGCAUUUUUUGGGAAUGUUGGAUAUUGUUCGAGAAAUCAUUGAGAAACUUGGCAAUGAGAUUUUGGAUACGAGAAUCAAAGGUAAACGUGGUCUAAUGCCAUUUGUGGAAUGGAUGAAGAUCAUAACUGAUCUCGUGUCGGAUAUCAAUUCAGUUGUUACAUUUAUUAGUAAUUCGCUAACGACAUUUUUUGUGGUAUUGGAAGCUGGAGUUGUUGGUGUCUUGCUGUUGGGAGGAUUGAUUUUCAUGGUUGUCAAGGAACAUCAACCUUUUGCUAUGUUUUGUUGGGCAGCAACUUUUUUCCUCUUUCUUUGGUGUCUGAUCAAUGAGAAGCUUUUGGAUAAAUACGAGAAAAUUUCCAAGGCAUUUUACGAUAUUCCAUGGUAUUAUCUGGAAGUGAAUGAACAGAAGAUGUUGUUGAUCGCUUUGAACUGCAACAAUAUUCAACCGGGAUUUACAGCUGCUGGCAUGCACAAGUUGACGUUGGAUCGUUUUACGACCGUCAUGAAAAUUGCUUAUCGUUGCCUUCUUAUUUUGAAGGACAUGGUUCAGGAGAUUUAA
Molecule: messenger RNA, 930 nt
Organism: Culicoides brevitarsis
Lineage: Eukaryota; Metazoa; Arthropoda; Insecta; Diptera; Ceratopogonidae
Exons: 1
Coding region: 1-930 (309 amino acids)
Biological process (GO): detection of chemical stimulus involved in sensory perception of smell; sensory perception of smell
Cellular component (GO): plasma membrane
Molecular function (GO): odorant binding; olfactory receptor activity
Source: RefSeq, a predicted model, not a curated record